AUGAAUAUUAAAAAGUAAAAUUAAACACAGGAAGUGCAAUAAGACACGAUUUGUAAAAUUCACAAUUUAGAAUUGAUUGCAGUGGAUUUAGACUUAUCUGAUAAGUCAUAGAUGCAAUUCUUUUGUGGUAAAUGUUUAGUUGACAAAUUAAAUAAUAAUAGGGUGACAACAAUAGAGUAAUCAAAAGAAAGAAUCAUAUAAUUUAAAGCUUAAUAAAAGGAUAUCAAAAAUAAAGAGAAUCAAGCAAGACUCAAUUAUUAUAAAAAUAUAUUAGAUCAAAUUAUGGAUUUUAAACAAUCUAUUAAUAAUUCUUUGGAUAAGAUGUAUUAACAAAUUUAAUAAUAUAUAUUUCCCAUUUAAAAAGAAAAAUAAGAAUUAUUAGAUUAUGAUUAACAAUUCAAUUACUUUGAAGAUUUAAAACAAUUAUCACAAUUAUAUUCUUAAGGAUAAUAGAAAUCAACUAAAUUAGAAGAUGACAAUAAUUUUAUAGAUGAAAUCUAAAGACAAUUUGAAUUAUUAUUCAAUUGUACUGAAUAUUUUUCAACUAUAGAUACAUUUAAGAAUACGAAAGAAACAAUAAAGGAUAUUAUAGAAAAUAAUCUUAUUGAAUUGAUUCCUAUUUAAACAUCUAAAAAUGAAUAUGUAUAUAAAAUAUAUAAAAAAUGAAUAGAAAACACCAAGUUUAAGUAGAGUUUGUAACAUUCAUAAAAAGGAAAUUAUAAUGAUUGAUAUGGAUUCAUAGAAAUAGGAAAUGGAAGAUCGAUUUGUAUGUGUUGAUUGUAUUUCUGCGAAUCCAUAAAUAAAAUAUUAUACAAUUGAAGAUGUUAAUAAAUAAUGGAAGGAAUACAAUGAAGAAUCUGACAAAAUAUUAAAAGAGUAUAAAAAGGAGAGCAAAAACAAAAAAUCUGAUUUGAUUAAUUAAGUAAUUCAAAUGAGAACGAAUUAUAAUAAGAAAUUAAAUGAAAUUAGUGAUAAAUUGAUUUCUGAAUAAUUCUUAUGUAUUGAUAAACCUAAAUAAUCAAAUUCAAUAAAGAAACUCUCCAUAUAAACAUUAGAUGAUGAAUAAUUAAUUAAAGAUUUAAAAUAAUUAAUAGAAAAAGAAAAAGAGAAAGAGAAAGUACCAUUUAAUGAAACAAUAAUCAAUGAAAAAAAUAAAGAUUCAAUCUUCUAUAAAGAGAUUUAAUUUCAUUUAGAAUCUUUAAAAUAAUAUGAUUAAUAAGAUAUUUCAUAAUCAUUAGACAUUCUCAAAGGUAUCUCAGGUAUUAAUUUGAAUUAAUUUUUAUAGUUGAAAGAAAAUUAAUUCUUUAGUUAACUGAAACAAUUUAAUAAAUUUAAAAGAGUGGAUAAAAUGAUGAAAAUCAGAAAAAUUAAGUUAAUUUUAUAAAGGAGAUUCAAGAAUUCAUUCAUUAAGCAAUGAAUUAUCAAUUACUUUCAAAUGUAUUCAAUUAGACUAUUUCAAAUUAUUAAUAAAAUGUUCAAACAUUAUAAUAGAUUUCAUAACAUAUUGAAUUAAUAUCAAAAGAUACUAAUAAAUCAAAUUUAUCAGAAUAGAUUAAGGCUUAAUAUUUAAAUUUAAGUAAUAUUUUGAAUGAAUACUCAAAUAUAUUUGAAAAUAAAAAUUCACAAUUGAAAAAGUAUUGCAAUAUUCAAUUAAUGGAAUAAGAAUUAAUCAAAUUAUCAGAAACCAAUAAAUAAAUACAAAUUGAAAGUAAUUUUAUUAUUAUGAUAAAUAGAAAACAAUCAAAUCGAUUCAUUGUAAUAGUCAUAUGAAUAGAAAAUCAUUCAAAUAAAUGAAACAUUAGAAUCUAAGGAGAAAGAAUAUUAAACUAUUAAACAAUAAUUUGAUCUAGUUAAUUCAGAAAAUAUCAAUUUGAAAUAAUAAUAUGAAUAAGAUAAGAAGCAAAUGAUUAAAUAAUCAGAAGAUGAAUGUAUUAAAUUCUAAUAUUAUCUAUAGAAAAUAAGAUCAAAUCAGAUUAUAAUAAAAGAAUCAAUUAAAAGGAUUCAGAACUAAAAGAUGCAUUAUAGAAACUUGAUUAAAUUCAUAAAGAUAAGUUAGAAUAAGAGAAAAUUAACAAAAUGGAAUUAGAUAAAGUAAAUUUCCUUUCAUUCUAUUCUUUUUAGAUUCAACAGUAUAAUAAAACAUUAACAUUUUCAAAUACUUAUAAACAUAGUGAAUGUUAAGUAAGUGAAGCAGCCAAACUUGUUUCUGGUGUUGGAAAUUCAGGUUGGUAUUUUUGUGUUUGUGAAUAAACAAUUCCAAAAACUGGGAAAAUACAAUUUACAUUCUAAAUACUUACUGGAUCAUAAUGGUUUGUAGGAAUAGGAUUUAGAGAUAUAAUGCAAAAAAAUAAUUUUGACAAUUGUUAUCAGGCUGGGUAUGGGUAUAAUAAUAAUAAAUCAUAAUAGAACAUAUUUAAUAAAAGAAGAUGGUCGAAGUUGGUCCCAUCAUAACAAAGAUGUACAUAAUAUGCAAUUAUCAUUUAAAUUUACAAAUAAUGAUAUAAUAAGAAUGGAAGUAAGUAUUGAACAUAAAAAUAUUAAAUGGAGUAGAUAGAGUAAUCCACAAGCGACAGCAACAUUUGUUGUAACUAUGAAAUUGAUUAUUAGUAGUUGGAAAUAGAUACAUCAUAAGAAUUAUAUCCAUGUGUUGGUCUUCAUUAAAAAUCUUAAAUAAAAAUAUUAGAUAGCGCUAUCGUUUGA
Molecule: messenger RNA, 2700 nt
Organism: Paramecium octaurelia
Lineage: Eukaryota; Ciliophora; Oligohymenophorea; Peniculida; Parameciidae
Source: the annotation of a GenBank genome assembly